AUGGCGCUGCCCGGGGACCCCGCGGCGGCCCCGGCGUUGCGGCGCUUCACCUGGGAGGAGAUCGGGGAGCGCAACGGCCGCGGGCAGGCGCCGCAGGAGCGAUGGCUGGUGAUCGAGAGGAAGGUGUACGACAUCAGCCACUUCUGCCGGAGGCACCCAGGAGGGGCCCGUCUCAUCUCUAGCCACGCCGGGCAGGACGCCACGGAUGCCUUUGUAGCAUUCCAUGUUGACAAGGCACUGGUGAGCAAGUACUUGAAGCCACUGCAGAUUGGAGAGCUGGCACCAGAUCAACCCAGUAUUGAGCCCACUAAAAAUAAAGUGCUGGUGAAAGACUUCCGUGAAUUGCGUGCUACUGUUGAGAAAAUGGGACUUCUGGAGCCAAAUCAACUCUUCUUCUUCCUGCUCCUCGCUCACAUCCUCCUGUUGGAUACUGCUGCUUGGCUCAUCCUCUUCUACUUUGGGACAUCAUUAAUGCCCUUUGUUGCCUCUCUGGUGGUGCUGACCAUUUCCCAGGUCCAGGCUUCAUGGUUACAACACGAUUUAGGACAUCUUUCAGUAUUCAGGGAGACCAAGUGGAAUCACUUGCUGCAUAAGUUUGUGAUGUGUCAUUUAAUUGGGGCAUCAGCCAAAUGGUGGACUCUUCUGCACUCCCAGCACCAUGCGAAACCCAACUGCUUCCAGAAAGAUCCUGAUAUUGAUAUGCACCCUUUCCUGUUUACUUUGGGGAAGAAGUUAUCUGUGGAGCUUGGGAUCAAAAAGAAAAAAUACAUGCCAUACAAUCACCAACACAAAUACUUCUUCAUCACUCUGCCUCCACUCCUGUUUCCCACCUACUUCCACUACCACACGUUUUAUAUCGCAUACACAAAAAGGUACUGGGCGGACUUGGCCUGGAUGCUGACCUUCUACAUCAGAUUCUUUUUUAUUUAUGGAUCAUUAUUAGAAAUAAAGAGUCUCGUGGCAUAUUAUUUUAUAUUCAGGAUGAUGGAGAGCAGCUGGUUUGUCUGGGUUUCACAGAUGAACCAUAUCCCUAUGGAUAUUUAUUAUGACAAGAAUUUGGACUGGAUGUCUACUCAGCUCCAGGCCACAUGCAAUGUUGAGCAGUCCCUGUUCAAUGACUGGUUUACUGGGCAUCUGAACUUCCAGAUUGAACAUCACCUGUUCCCCACAAUGCCAAGACACAACUACUGGAAGGUGGCUCCUCUGGUGAAGUCCUUGUGUGCCAAACAUGGCAUAGAGUACCAAUGCAAGCCAUUGCUCACAGCUUUUGCAGACAUUGUGCACUCUCUGAAGAGCUCAGGAGAGCUCUGGCUUGAUGCCUACCUACACAAAUAAAAAGACAAGGCUUGAUGGUACCAAUCACAGCCUGCCACAUCUUUGCAUUCCCAGCAAGUUGAGGACCAGGGACCACAAGGGACUCUAUGGCAGAAGAAAAUGGAUAAGA
Strigops habroptila (Kakapo) is the source of this 1444-nucleotide messenger RNA. RefSeq names its product acyl-CoA (8-3)-desaturase-like. Gene Ontology annotation, molecular function: oxidoreductase activity, acting on paired donors, with oxidation of a pair of donors resulting in the reduction of molecular oxygen to two molecules of water. The transcript has 12 exons. The record is from RefSeq and is a predicted model, not a curated record. Gene Ontology annotation, biological process: lipid metabolic process. Gene Ontology annotation, cellular component: membrane. Bases 1 to 1335 code for a protein of 444 amino acids. NCBI's taxonomy places the organism in Eukaryota, Metazoa, Chordata, Aves, Psittaciformes, Psittacidae.